Molecule: messenger RNA, 2587 nt
Organism: Vitrella brassicaformis
Lineage: Eukaryota; Vitrellaceae
Source: the annotation of a GenBank genome assembly
GGCGUUCAUCUUCGUGCUCAUCGAUCAUGUUCAAGAAGCCCGUGACGCUGUCUGCUCGUACGUCGCUGAGCAACAAAGAGAAGAAGAAGCUGCGUGCGGCGCUCAAGGAGAGGUUCCCGAGCCUGACGGACGUAGAUGCGGACCUGCUGGUGCCCGACGGCGACGAGGUGCAGACAUGCAAGGUGCAGGCCACGCGCAUCGUCCUCUACUUCAGACACAAGGAUCCUGUCAUCGUCAACAACGACGGCUCGUUCUUCCCCACUGUCUACGGCCUAUGGCUGGUGAGGCAGCCAUAUUGAUGGCCGCACACACGACACAUUGAGGAUUGGCAUCUGUGUGUCUGUGUGUCAGGUGCCGAGGAUGCUUCCGUGUUUCUUGGUGUAUGCUCCCGUGUCCAAGUUCCUCAUGGGCGGCGCAGACCUCAUGCUGCCGGGCGUACUGCCGCCCAAGCGAUGGCCGCAAUUCCAAAAGGGAGAGCUAUGGGCCGUCAGGUCGGUCAGUCAGUCAAGGAAGGAAGGACCACAAUCACCACUCACGGCCGCAAUGAAUGACCCUCUCUUUCGUUGUGUUUUGAUGUGUGUCUGACAGGGUGAUCGAGAAUCAGUACCCCAUAGCCGUCGGCAAGACGAUGGUCAGCAACAAGGACAUCUACUACCAGGGCAUGCGGGGCCGCGGCCUCGAGCUCUACCACUCGUUCACCGACCACCUGUGGGAGCUCGGCAGCAGGUCCACACCCAACGCCAGCUUCACAGCGGCCGGCGUGACAGGCAGCGGCGACCCAGAAGAGACGGAGCUGGGCGAGCCCCCGGAGAAGUUCCCUGCGCUGCCGAUAGCUUCCAAGGGAGAAGACGAACAGGCGGCAGGUGGCAGCGAGCGUGGCGAUGAGGACGUGACCAACGGUGGGGUCAAGGAAAACGAGGAAGAGCAGGAGGGAGAGGGAGAGGGAGAUGAAGGGGAUCGCGACAACGAUGACCGCUGCGACGAGAGGGAAGAGGAAGAACACGAGGAGCAGGAAGAGGCCCAACCAUCGUCAUCAUCAGCAUUCGACAACUCGGCGGCUGCAGCCGCUGGUGCUGAGGAUGAGUCCCCAGUCACCGGUCCGCCCCCCGUGACCCUCACCCCCGACCAGAUGGAUGUCUAUCUGCAUCACUGCCUGCUGGAGGUGCUCAAGACGUCCGUGCAGGAGAGCCAGCUGCCCCUCGAUGCAAGCGCCAUCUACAGCCUCAUGCUCGCCGCCGCCGACCGAGUGGCGCGACACAAGGUGCUCAUCGAGGCGCUCGAGAAGACUGGCAUCGCCGACGAGGCCGUCAAGGCCUUCCUCCUUGCCCCCCCGCCCCUGGACGUCAAGCGGUCCUCUCACAAGAAGGUGCCCAAGCUGUUCACCCAUGCGGCCAAGGCCAAGCUGCUCACCACCAAGGAGCAGCGCGGCAACCAGAUCAUCACCGGCAUCAACAAGCAGCACCCCCAGGUCACCGCAUACACACCAGCCCCCGAGCGACCCAAACCAUCAGCAGCCGCAGCCGCCAGCAGCUCAUCUUCAUCUCAGCAACAGCAGGGCCCCAGCAGCAGCAGCGCCGGCAAUGCGAAUACCACCGGCGAUAUGGUGCAGGUGUUGGAGUUCUACAAGCCCGGUCAGCGUGUGCAGCCGGUGUUUGCGGCGGCGGGCAUCAAGACGGGCAAGGAGCGUUUCUUCACCAUCCAGGAGUGCCGCGAGGCCGUCAACAAGUACGUCAGCGAGCGCCUGCCGGCGGAGGGCGACAAGGGCAAGAGUGUGGUGCUGGACGCAAUCCUGGCGUCAGCGGCUGGCAUGAAGGGUCAGGACGGCACCGAGGUGGCCAAGGCCGAGCUGUGGAAGAAGGUGCAGAACAACCUCGACGACUACUUCUGUGUCGUACACCCGGGCAAAGACCAUGCAGGUCAGUCAACACAACACACGAGUUCACACUUUUGCCUCUAAUGUGUCCAUUCUCUCUCUCUCUCUCUGUGCGUGUGUGGUGUGCAGUUGACCCAGUGAGUAUCAAGAAGGGUCCGAUAAGCAAGAUAGAGGUGUCUGUUGAGGACCGGUCUGGCGGCCGCAAGCACACGACCCACGUCCUGCACCUGGCCACCUACCACUUGGACGAGCAGGCCGUGGCUGAGUAUCUGUCCAGGAAGCUGGCCUGCAGCAGCAGCACAUACGAGCUGCCCGGCAAGGGCGACAAGGGCGGCACUGCCGUCAUGGUGCAGGGCAGCGCGGCCAAGCAGGUGGCGGAGCUGCUCACCACCGAGUUCAAGGUGCCCCGCAAGUACAUCGAGACCAAAGACAAGACCAAACCCAAGAAGUGACUGACGCGACGCAUCACAUCGCAUGGGUAUGUGGGUGGCUUGAUGGUAUGGUAGGAUAGGCAUACGGACGUUUCUAUUUUAUGGUAGUGUGGUCAGUCUAGUGUCCACUGUUGACUAUGUAAGUGAGUGAGCCUCCCUCGGACGGAGUUGUCUAGAGGCCUCGGCGUUCUAAGUGGUUGACAGACAAGCAUGCAUUGAGAUUAAUGUCUGGUACGAUAAGCUGAGAGACCUUGUAAGCUGUACCUGCAUUCUCCACACCUCA